AAUACACUGUAUUUAAGGCCGUGGACCCACUUUAUUUUUCUUGUAACGAGGACAAUUCUCCGCUCAAACAAAAGAAAAAGGAGAGAAAAGAAGCACGGUGUUAUCCGAAAAUCCCCAAUUGCUCUUCUAGGGUUUAGGUCGCAGAUGGCGGGUAAUGGUCUUCACCCAUACCACCACCAACAAUGGCCUCCAGCUCCAGCCCCUCCUCCUGCUUCUGCCCCUCCUCCACAUCAUCACCAUCCCUCAAUGCCCAUCGAUGAGGUUCGGACGAUUUUCAUAUCUGGGCUACCGCAGGACGUAAAGGAGAGAGAAUUGGUGAACCUUCUGAGGUGGUUACCAGGUUAUGAAGCAUCUCAGGUCAAUUUCAAAGGCGAAGUUCCCAUGGGUUUUGCUCUAUUCUCCAACCAUCAAUGCGCUAUCGGUGCAAAAGACGCCAUUCAGGGUUUGGUUUUUGACACGGAGGGGAAAUGUGUUCUGCACACAGAGAUGGCAAAGAAGAAUCUCUUUGUCAAAAGAGGAAUUGUAGCUGAUUCAAAUGCACAUGACCAGAGUAAACGUAUGCGUACUGGAGGUGAUUACACGCAUACUGGUUAUUCAAGUCCCUCUCCUUUUCACGCUCCCCCGGCACCUGUCUGGGCACCACAUGGGUAUAUUGCUCAAGCUCCUCCACCAUAUGAUCCAUAUGGAGGCUACCCUGUUGCUCACAUGCCAAUGGCUGCACCUGCUCCUGUGCCAGCGCCAAGCAGUUAUGCGCCAGUCCAGAAUACUAAAGACAAUCCUCCUUGCAAUACCCUAUUCAUUGGCAAUCUUGGAGAGAAUAUAAAUGAGGAAGAGCUGAGGGGCCUUAUCAGCGGUUUGUGCGCACAUUCGAUGCUCCUUCCGGUUAUCAGCUUCAGCCCGUGGUGCUUGCAGGAUGUGAAUAGUGCCACCAAUGUCCACCACAGUUUGCAGGGUGCUGUCAUACCGAGCUCUGGUUCAGUUGGCAUGCGAAUUCAAUAUUCAAAGAAUCCAUUUGGCAAAAGGAAGGACUUUGGCCACCAAGCUGUUGCCCCCAAUGCGAAUGGAGCUCCUCCACCUAUGACCUACCAGUAGCUGCAGGGGAUGUAUUCUGUUCUCUAUGCUCUGCCAAAUACAAAUGCAUCAUGCAGCUGUUGCAUGCAUCCUUGCUAUCAUCAAGUCAUGAGCAUUAUCAUCUUGAAAUGAGCAUCUUUUUGGGCCAUAUCAUAGUUUAUCCAAGCCAUGCAUUUGAAGCACUGUCAUCUCAAAAUUGUCAGUUUAUUCAGGGUUCACGUUUUGUGACAUGUCAUAGGAUGCAUUUAAUUUCUAGCCUUAAAUCUUGUUGGUCUGUGGUGUCACAUUGUAUUCUACAUUUGAGAAUUGCUUUGUUUAGUGCUAACAUAUGUUUUAAACCUCAAGUGACUUCUUAGCACCUCUAUCAACGUAUUAUGUAUGGAGUGAAAUAGAAUUUGCAUCAUAAAUUGAGAUCAAAAUGCGAUUAGCAUCCAUCUCAACUUAUCUGGUUAGGGUUGUCAGUCACUCCAUUAACCUCAUAAUGCAAACUGAUGAUAACACUCUAACAUCCAGGUUUUCAGAUCCUGAAAGAAAUGUCCUGGAAUUUCCAAUGUGCUUGUGUUAUGCAGGAUUUGUGCAAAAAGAGGGGACUUCCUUUUACUUGGGGAUGUUCAAUUGCUGGAGUUGCUUUAUCCUGGUUUUUUGUUCUGCAUGCAGAAUGUGCACGAUCGUACGAGAAGAUGGUUCUUGUUUGUUUCAGGCUGGUGUGGUAGAUUUGAGCUUUCUUGCUUGUUUCCUUUUCGCUCAGCUAACUCCAAUUGCAAACAAAAGUUUGACUCCUUGAGUUUUCAUGGUUGACUGGUUGGAUAUAUGAUCUGUAACAAUUUAGAGUUUGGUGACUUUGAAGAGCAAUAGAAAGGAUUUUGUCGGAAUUAGAAAAUCCAUUAUAAUCUAAA
Messenger RNA from Lycium barbarum (goji berry), 1967 nucleotides. RefSeq lists its product as uncharacterized. Gene Ontology annotation, molecular function: mRNA binding. Lineage: Eukaryota; Viridiplantae; Streptophyta; Magnoliopsida; Solanales; Solanaceae. The coding region runs from base 145 to 1092 and encodes 315 amino acids. The record is from RefSeq and is a predicted model, not a curated record. The transcript is spliced from 8 exons.